Molecule: messenger RNA, 561 nt
Organism: Lactuca sativa (garden lettuce)
Lineage: Eukaryota; Viridiplantae; Streptophyta; Magnoliopsida; Asterales; Asteraceae
Source: RefSeq, a predicted model, not a curated record
AUGUCCAUCGAUGAAUACACCAACAACUUCACCGACAAAAUUGAAUUUGCCUUGCGUCUUGUCCCAGACGAGCUGACGAAAACUGACAAGUACGCUAAGGGACUUCCAUGGGAGUAUGCAGUGAUAGUACGCCAGACACCUACUCUUGAGGCGGCUAUCUGGGCUGCUAAGUCUGUAGAGGAUAUGACCAAGAGUAGAGCCGCCAACAACGUCGAAGUUGGAGAGAAAAGGAAGCAUGAGGGAUCUUCAAAGACCAACAAAGAAAGCAAAUUCUCAAAAUUUAGAGGUGGAGGUGAAGCUAAGUGGUGCAAGGGGUGUAAAAAGGAACAGUUCACGAAGUGUAGCGAGGAGAUGGCUUGCUAUAAAUGUGGAAAGACAGGGAAUUACACCAACAAGUGCGCGUCCAACAAGAAGGUGUGCUACAGAUGUAAAAAAGAAGGGCAUAUUUCUAGAGAUUGCCCAAUGAAAAACGAGGUAGCGAGGCCAAACACACCACCAAAGGCAAGGGCAUUCCACAUGAUCCUCGACGAAGCAGAAAACAAUGCGAGGAAUCGAGGAUGA